This is a messenger RNA of Trichomonas vaginalis G3, 1035 nucleotides long. RefSeq names its product ankyrin repeats (3 copies)-containing protein. The record is from RefSeq and is a predicted model, not a curated record. Gene Ontology annotation, cellular component: endoplasmic reticulum membrane. The annotation marks the transcript as partial. The transcript has a single exon. Lineage: Eukaryota; Parabasalia; Trichomonadida; Trichomonadidae. Gene Ontology annotation, molecular function: protein binding.
UCUCAAGGCUUUUCACUUUCAGACUUAGACAAAGAAAAUCAAAAUUGUAUACUUCUAGCUGUUUCUUCUGGUAAUUGGGAAAUAAUCCAUUAUUUAAUUCAAAAUGAUGCAGACCCAUCUCUACAUUCAUCAAAUAAUGACCUUCCUAUUUUUAGAUCCGUAAGGCUUGGACAUCUUGAGAUUUUCCAGAAUUUACUUAUAUAUUGUCACAAUUUUGAUCCAAAUGCUGAAGAUGAUUUUCUUACAAUUGCAAUUUCUCAUCAAAGAUACAAAAUAAUAAAAUACAUUAUCGACAAAAAAUUAGUUAGAAUUAAAGAAAAACAUAAAAAUUUAGUUAAAUCGUAUCUUUCGAAUUGCGAUUCUCUUGAAGAAAUAGAAACCAUAAAGAAGAUUGACCCAAUUUUUUCAAGCAAUUAUAAAGCACAGGAAUCUACUAAAUCUGACGCUAAUCAAAACGAAUCAGCAUAUGUUGAUAUAAAUCAAAAUGAAUCAACACCUGCUGAAACAAUUCAAAAUGAAUCAACAUCUGUUGAUAUAAAUCAAAAUGAAUCAACACCUGCUGAAACAAUUCAAAAUGAAUCAACAUCUGUUGAUAUAAAUCAAAAUGAAUCAACAUCUGUUGAUAUAAAUCAAAAUGAAUCAACACCUGCUGAUAUAAAUCAAAAUGAAUCAACACCUGCUGAUAUAAAUCAAAAUGAAUCAACAUCUGUUGAUAUAAAUCAAAAUGAAUCAACACCUGUUGAUAUAAAUCAAAAUGAAUCAACAUCUGCUGAAACAAUUCAAAAUGAAUCAACAUCUGUUGAAACAAUUCAAAAUGAAUCAAUACCUGCUGAUAUAAAUCAAAAUGAAUCAACAUUUUCUAAUCAAACUCAAUCACAAACAUCCGACACAGAACAACCAAAAUCAUCAAAAUCUAGUAAAAAUAAGGACAGCAAAAUAACUAUUGAUUCAUGGCUAUUUAAAAGAUCAAAAUAUCGAAAAAUUUUCUUCUGUAUGACGACUUUAAUUAUACUAAUAUUUAUAUUGAUUCAUUAA